UCGGGAAAAAUGGAAUAUCUCCAUUUUUAAGUUAUGACGGCUUAAGGGCAGACGAGGAAAAAGCGUAAACCGACCUAGGAGCGAGUAUAUAAGGAGUCCUAGGCGAGAGGCACGGGGGACAACUUUUGAGACUCAGAAUUCUCGGCACUUAGAAACUCUGAGGCAUUAUUCUCGACAUGCUCUGUUUCCAUGACUGGCACCCGAUUACCAGACGAACGCGCACAAGCAGUUCGAUCUAUUGGUUCACUCUUGAACUACGUUCGGCUUGAUCCUCGAAAGGGGUACGUAGGCAGCCUUUCGUAAGGUUCAGUUUGAAAUCAAUCAAAAACCUUUUCUGUAUUUUCUUCGUCUUUUGUUAUCGAGCUGAGACUCAACUAGGUUUGAGUUUUUAGGCCUCUAGAACUAGGUUACUCGCUGACAGCCUUUGCAGCCAAAGCUUUUAUGAUCUCUUGUAAUGAUCGCAACGCUCUUACACGGACUCGAAAUAAGAUCUACUGUUUUCUCUAAACUCAUUUGUUAUCUUUUCAAGAUUUCCGCGUAUAUUUGGUCAAUUGCCGUUGGCUCUCGCAGAGAUCCGGAAUCUCUGGGAAAUUAGGGUUUUUCUGGUUUUCUAAUUUAAACGUAAAUCGAGCGAAUUUCUGUUCCCACAUGUAUCCGCUCGGGAUUGGAUUUUUCGAAUUUUCGACCUGAUCCCAUUCAUGCUAAAACCCAUUUUGUAACCAUGACUUAUGCGUUUUGGGUUUUUACCCCGAUCUUGUUUGGUUAAUAAAACUUCAUAACUUGUUAGGGGUACCCUAUAAAAUUCAUUCGGAUAUUUUUAUAUUUCAUAUCAGAUGCGGAUACAGAUUUUUUUCAAUUUGGGUUAGGUUCAUAUCUCAGGUUUCAGAAUUUUUGCUCAGGCCUAUAUAAUAUUAGGUAUUUGUUAUAAUAAAUACCACGAGACCAUAAAAGAUGAACAUUUUUAACACAAAGCUUGACUGAAUAAAAUCCAAAUCUUAAGGUGAUUAGACCAUUAGUUGAUGACACUAUAUAUAUUGGAUACCGUAAUAGGGUUCAUCAGUUUGGAUUGCGGUUUAGCCCCGAGUGAAGCGUCACCAUAUAUCGAGCCAGAUACUGGAUUAUGGUUCUCAUCAGACUCGGACUUCAUCCAAAGUGGAAAGAUUGGGAAAAUUGAUCCCAGUCUACCAAAGACCAUAAAAUCAUACGUGACUCUGAGAUACUUUCCAGAUGGAAUACGUAACUGUUACAAUCUUGGUGUGAAGCAAGGGACAAAUUAUCUGAUGAGAUUUACAGCUCUAUAUGGAAACUAUGACGGUCUUAAUAUUACUCCUAAGUUUGACUUAUACGUUGGUCCUAACUUUUGGGUAACGAUAGACCUAGAAAAUAAGAUAAGCGGUCAAUCCGAGGAGAUCAUUUACAUCCCCAGAUCAAAUUCCUUGGAUUUGUGUCUUGUCAAGACAGGCGCGACUACACCAAUGGUUUCAUCAGUGGAACUAAGGCCGCUAGCGAAUGAUAUUUACAUCACUGAAUCUGGUUCGUUGAAGAGUUUCAAGCGAUACUAUCUUACAAGUUCAGAUACCAUUCUAUCGUACCCCAAUGACGUCAAAGACAGAAUAUGGGAAACAAAGUUUGAUCCAGAAUGGAUGCAAAUUUCAACCACCCUCGAAGCGAACAACUCAAAUGGUUUUCUUGUGCCACAGAAUGUACUCAAGACCGCGGCCAUACCUGCGAAUGAUACUGCACCGUUUAACAUUACGGAGGAGCUCGAUUUCCCUGACGACCAAAUUUACUUGUACCUCCACUUCUCUGAAGUCCAAGCAUUACCGAUAGGUGACUUUAGAGAAUUUGAUAUUUUUUGGAACGGCCAACAGUUUGACAAAACGAUACGCCCUGAAUAUUUGAAGACCACGACGAUUAAGUCCACUACACCAGUUACUUGCAAAGGAGGAGUAUGCAACUUAGAGCUGAUAAGAACUACAAACUCUAUUCUCCCACCUCUUCUCAACGCCAUCGAACUUUACACAGUCGUCAAAUUUCCACAAGUGGAAACAAAUGAAAAUGAUGUUGUUGCUAUCCUAAAAAUCAAAGCACAAUAUGGGUUAAAUAGAAUCACAUGGCAAGGAGAUCCAUGUGUCCCCCAGAAAUUUUUGUGGGAUGGUCUAAAUUGCAACAGCACAGAUACAUCUACACCCCCAAUAAUCACUUAUUUGAACUUAUCUUCCAACGGGUUGGAAGGAACUAUAGCAGCUGCAAUUCAAAAUCUUACCCAUCUUGAAAAGUUGGAUUUGUCAAACAACAAUCUGACAGGAGAAGUUCCAGAAUUUCUGGCUAAUAUGAAGUCUUUAAUGCUCAUAAACUUGAGCAAGAACAAUCUUAUUGGUCUCAUACCACAAGCUCUUCUUGAUAGAGAAAAAGAAGGGCUACAGCUAAUUGUUGAUGGAGAGCAUCGUUGUUUAUCUGGUUCAUGUGUCACAGAGAAGAAAAUUCCAGUAAAAACUGUUGCAUUUGUUUCUUCGGCUACUGUCAUGGUCAUUAUAGUGCUUCUAGUUCUCAUUUUUGCGUUUAAGAAGAAAAAAUCAUCAAGUUCAAAAGCUCUACCACUAUCAUCAAUUAAGCUGGGUGAGAAUGUUACAUCUACUAAUAUAUCUGAAAUAUCGAUCGAGAUGAAAAGGAGAAAAUUUACUUAUUCAGAGGUUAUGAAAAUAACAAAAAAUUUGGCAAGACCGCUUGGUGAAGGAGGGUUUGGUGUUGUUUAUCAUGGUGAUAUAAAUGGUUCACAACAAGUAGCUGUCAAACUACUCUCCCAAUCAUCAACACAAGGCUAUAAAGAAUUCAAGGCAGAGGUCGAGCUUUUGUUGAGAGUUCACCACAUAAACUUGGUAAGCCUUGUCGGAUACUGCGACGAACGAGGUCAUUUAGCUCUCAUAUAUGAAUACAUGUCCAACGGAGACUUAAAACAUCAUUUAUCAGGAAAACACGAUAGUUCUGUUCUGAAGUGGAGUACUCGACUACAAAUAGCCAUCGACGCCGCACUAGGACUAGAAUACUUGCACAUUGGAUGUCGACCACCAAUGGUACACAGAGAUGUCAAAAGUACAAAUAUAUUGUUGGGCGAGGGAUUCACUGCCAAACUUGCAGACUUUGGACUUUCAAGGUCUUUUCAACUUGGAGGUGAAUAUCAUGUUUCGACAGUCGUUGCUGGUACUCCUGGAUAUCUUGAUCCUGAAUGUUACAGAACAGGUCGAUUGGCAGAAUUGAGCGAUGUUUAUAGUUUUGGGGUUGUACUAUUGGAGAUAAUCACAAACCAAGACGUGGUUGACCAAACUCGCGAAAAGUCACACAUUGCUGAAUGGACAGCAUUUAUGCUUAAUAGAGGAGAUAUUGCUGGAAUCAUGGAUCCUAACUUACAUGGAGACUACAACUCUCAUUCUGCCUGGAGAGUUCUUGAAUUGGCUAUGUUAUGUGCAAACCCUUCUUCAGAAAAACGACCAAACAUGUUCCAAGUUGUCAUUGAGCUGAAAGAGUGUCUUACUUGUGAAAUGUCGAUGAAAGGUAAUGGUCAGGACAUGGACUCUCAAAGUUCCCCUAAAGUGAGUAUUAGCUAUGACACAAAGGAUUUGCCUAGCGCAAGGUAGUAUUUGCAAAUAAUAGCUGUUUGCGUUGCUGGUAUUUCUUUUGUUGGAGUGACAUCAUAAAGAAAAUGAGAGGAAAAUUAUAGCACUAGUUUGAUCUCGUGUAUUUGAAUAUAUAUAUCUAUUAUUAGAAAUUCGUUACCUUCCCCAGUUCCACAGUAGUAGCCUACUUCUUCUUCUUUUUUUGCACGUAAUAGGUUACUUCUUCAGAGCAAAAAUCAGAGCCAAUAAUGAUGAUGACUACUUGUAGACCUAACUUUCUGUUUUUCCAUAACCAAAUAAUCUGAUUUAAAAAGGUUUAGAAAUCCAAACGUCGAACAUAUUAUACAUAUGUGAAAUCAUGAGCACGUAUGUACUACGCGGCAAACAAUCAAUUUUACUUGAUAUUUAAACAUUAAAAAUGGUUAAAUUUGUGGGAUCCCAAAUACUUGGCUAUGUACUUGUCUGUUUGGCCAAAAAUGACAGUAAAAUUUGUGCGUUUUGCUGGAAAUAACGUUCAUAAAAAAAAAUCAAACUUACUCUAUAUUACAAACAAAUUUGAGCCACUUUGUGUAAUCUUAUUUGGACCCUAAAACUAAAGAAAGUGAUUAAAAACAAAUACAACACAACAAUUGAACAAAGAAACUCACCAGCUUACACCAAAAAGAAA
Molecule: messenger RNA, 4281 nt
Organism: Brassica napus (rape)
Lineage: Eukaryota; Viridiplantae; Streptophyta; Magnoliopsida; Brassicales; Brassicaceae
Product: putative receptor-like protein kinase At3g46340
Exons: 12
Coding region: 1020-3635 (871 amino acids)
Biological process (GO): protein phosphorylation
Molecular function (GO): protein binding; protein kinase activity; ATP binding
Source: RefSeq, a predicted model, not a curated record